Nicotiana tabacum (common tobacco) is the source of this 1111-nucleotide messenger RNA. Lineage: Eukaryota; Viridiplantae; Streptophyta; Magnoliopsida; Solanales; Solanaceae. The record is from RefSeq and is a predicted model, not a curated record.
UUAUUUUGAUCCGAACCACGUUAAAUCUUGUGUUCUUUCUUUUACGUUUCCGCUAACAGUAUUUAAGAACAAAGAUGCCCCUUAAAGCAGCAUGCUGCAGAUGAGCGAAUUCGUUUGGAAGAACUGCGUGAGAAGGUUCUAUCUGGACAAAUGAGGACAACUACAUAUCUUGAUUCUGAACAAGAAUUGGUUAUGCCUGAAAUUGGUUACCAGUUACUACACAACUAUGCUGAACAAAUUCAAAACUGGGGUUGGAUCUGCAACAUUCAUUCUCAAGCUUCAAGAUCAUUUACCAGGAACUUAAAUCUGAUCCACAAGAAGCCAAAAGCAGUCACACUUCUUGCGGUUCCGUGUAUUUUGGGCGUUAAUCUAACUGACGUGGAUCUCUUAGAAUUUCUUCAACAGCUUGCUGAUACAGAUGGAUCAUCUAUAAUACCCCCAUCAGUGAACCGGGUCCUGAAUAGCAAGGCUUGCAGGAGUGCAAUUAUGUUUGGAGAUGCACUGUUACCUUCAGAAUGUUCUCUCAUUGUUGAGGAGUUGAAGCAGACUUCGUUGUGUUUUCAAUGUGCUCAUGGGCGACCAACAACUGUCCCUCUUGUCAACUUGGAUGCUCUGCAUGAGCAGAUUGCCAAGUUAGGUUCGUGUGGUAGGGGUUCAUCUGAGGCAUGGCAUGAAUUACAUCGGCAUGAAAUCAGCUUAGAGCAUGCAGCAAAGCGACUAAGAUCAGCUGUAUCCUAGUGUCGCAAAGCGCUCGUGAAUAUACCUAAUCCCAUUCUGGUUGUUACCUAUCAAGCAAAGCUCGUGAUAUCCAGUCUGCAUCAUGGCAAUGGAGGAUGAUCUGAAUCUGGAGAAUGAUGCAUCAAUACUGAUUCGUAUAUGAACGCAUAUACUAAAGAAUGAUAGGUAACUAUAUGAAUGUAAAUACUAAAUUUGUAACUCUAGCCCCUUGGUGGUAGCAACUCUCUGUCACACACAUGCACACACACUUGAACAAAAAUAGGAAAAGGGAAUGGACUCUACAGUUUCCAUGUAGAGCCAGAAUAACUCCCAUUCAUCAUGUGUACAGAACGUGCAGAAAUGCUAUGAUAAUGAAAUAGGUAAUUUGAUUAUU